UCAACUUCAUCAUCUGCAAACUCGUCUUGUCAAACUUUCUUCAAUAUCUCAACUACUAAUGAUCAAGAUCAAAUAGGAUAUAAUUAUCAUACUCAAUUUCACCAGCCACAACACCAACACGAGGUUGAUAAUUUUGCUUCGGGAAGUGGAUCACAUGAUCAUGUAGAGAAGAAAAACAAGGGCCUCAAAUUAACCUUGUGGAAAAAAGGAGUGAAGAAAAUGAAGAAUUCAGAUGGUGCAAGCAUGGAAGUGGCAAAUACUACUAAUCAUACGAAUAUCAAAUUGAAAUUGGAAGAUCAAAAACAGCAUAUGGAAACUGAUUACAGCGGCAACAGCUCUUCCAACAAUAUCCCAAUUAGGGUUUGUUCUGAUUGCAACACUACUAAGACCCCUCUUUGGAGAAGUGGUCCUAAAGGCCCUAGGUCGCUGUGUAACGAAUGUGGAAUUCGACAAAGGAAAGCAAGACGAGCAAUGGCAGCAGCGGCAGCAGCAGCAAAUGGGACAAAUAUCACAAGUACUGAAACAUCAACAACAACUACAAUGAAGAUAAAGGUACAACAACAGAAACAAAAGAUAACAAUGAAUACCAAUCAUGUUGUACCCUUCAAGAAAAGGUGCAAAUUCUUAACUAAUAGUAAUACUACUACUACUCCUCCGGCUCCUGCUCCUGCUCCUCGUGUUGAAUCAUCAUCAUCAUCUUAUAAUAACAACAAUGCGCAACAAAAGAAGCUUUGUUUCGAGGAUUUCUUCGUGAAUUUGAGCAAUAAUUUGGCAAUCCAUCGCGUUUUCCCACAGGAUGAGAAGGAAGCUGCAAUCUUGCUAAUGGCAUUAUCUAGUGGCCUUGUUCAUGGUUGAGCACGCUCUUAAUUAAUUAAAUUAAUUAGAGUGCCAUUAUAAAAUUUUCUUGAGUUUCAUCAUAAGUUAAGAUUAUUAGAUGGAGCAGCAACAAAUUAGUAGUGUGAAAUUGAGCUAGAUUAAUACUAGUGAGAGUGAGAGGCUGUUAUAAGUCAAGCUACAAGAAUUUUAAUAAGUACUUUAGCUAGGAGUAAUAAGUUUGAUGUGUGUGGUGAAGAUCUUUGUAAGCUCACAAAUGAGAGUUUUUGAACAAGGUGACAACAAGAACAU
Molecule: messenger RNA, 1125 nt
Organism: Lycium ferocissimum
Lineage: Eukaryota; Viridiplantae; Streptophyta; Magnoliopsida; Solanales; Solanaceae
Product: GATA transcription factor 21-like
Biological process (GO): regulation of DNA-templated transcription
Molecular function (GO): sequence-specific DNA binding; zinc ion binding
Source: RefSeq, a predicted model, not a curated record